Molecule: messenger RNA, 2979 nt
Organism: Lactuca sativa (garden lettuce)
Lineage: Eukaryota; Viridiplantae; Streptophyta; Magnoliopsida; Asterales; Asteraceae
Product: receptor-like protein 7
Molecular function (GO): protein binding
Source: RefSeq, a predicted model, not a curated record
AUGGCUACAUUCAUGAAUCACUUCAAGUUCUUGCAAACCAUCUCCCUUCUAUAUGUGUUGGUGACACUAACAUGCUCUGGAUCAUCACCAAGCCAUGAUGAAGAAUGCUCAGCCUUGUUUCAGUUUAAACAAACCAUAAUUCAUCAACAUGAUGUUGCUUGUGCUGCUUAUGACUCUCAAGUGUUUCAUUCUUGGAACAAUAGUUUUGAUUGUUGUUCAUGGGAGGGGGUGGCAUGCAGCCAUGACCAUGAUCAGUACUAUGGUCAUCAUGUGAUGGGUCUUGACUUGAGCCAGAGGUCUCUUUGUGGGCGUAUCAACUCCAGCAGCACCCUCUUCAGCCUUGUUCAUCUUCAGAGACUCAACCUUUCUGGGAACGACUUUGGUGAUUCUCAAAUCCCAUCUGAGAUUGGUCGUCUAAAGCAAUUAAGAAGCCUCGAUCUCUCUUAUUCCGGGUUUAGUGGCCAAAUCCCGAAUGAAAUCUCGCAGUUGAUUCAUUUGUCUUCUUUAGACCUGUCAGGGAAUUCACUAAAGCUUCACAGUCCUAGCCUCAAGAACCUGGUGCAAUACUUAACAGGACUCAAAGAACUUCAUCUCUCAGGGGUUGACAUUAGUUCUUCUGUACCUCAUUUCUUGGCCAACUUUUCUUCUUUGAAGUCACUCAAGCUACGAGAUUGUUCUCUUAAGAAUAAAUUCCCUGCAGCCAUACUAGAGCUACCAGAGUUAAAAGUUCUUGAUUUGGCAUUCAAUACCGACCUCACUGGUUCUCUUCCUAUAUUUCGUAACAUCAGCUUACUUGAAGAAGUGAUACUAGACUUCACAGGUUUCAUUGGGAUUGUACCAGAAUCCCUAAGCCACCUUAACCAUCUGACUGUCUUGUCCCUUACCGGAUGCUCUUUCUCGGGGCAUAUACCUCGUUCACUCUCUAACAUGACGCAACUCACUUACUUGGGUCUUGGUGAAAAUCACUUCACAGGCUCAGUUCCUUCAUUGGUAAGCCUUUUGAAUCUCGAUGGUUUGCUACUUAAUGGUAGCAGAUUUGAGAAAGGAUGCUUUCCCAAUUGGCUUGGAAAGCUGACUAAACUUAGUAAACUCUAUCUGUCUGAUAUGAACAUAAACUGCGAAAUCCCACUCUUUCUAUCCAACCUAACCAAACUUAGUGAGGUAGGAAUGGACAGAAAUUCUCUUACCGGUGGUAUACCAUCCUGGUUGUUCAACCUCACCCAACUAACAUAUUUAAAUCUUCAGAUGAAUCAAUUGCAAGGACCAAUUCCAAACACAUUUUCCAGCCUCAAAAGUCUUGAGUAUCUUCACCUAGGUAGAAACAAUUUCAGUGGUAGGGUAGAGCUCGACAUGUUCCUAGGACUCAACAAACUUCAAACAUUAGGCUUAGGUUAUAACAGGAUAUCAUUAGUAACCACCAACAACUACACCAAUACCACUUUACCAGAAUUGCAUAAGUUAGGACUAUCAUCAUGCAACUUGAAGGAAUUUCCUGCCUUUUUGCGCUUCCAAAAUAAAUUGAGAUUCCUACUUCUUGACGUCAACAAAAUUGAUGGGCUGGUACCGGUGUGGAUCUGGAACAACAGUCGGGAAACAUUAGAGUUGAUUAACCUUUCAGGCAACUCCAUCACUGGCUUUGAUCAGCAUCCUCAUUUUCUCCCAUGGACAAAUUUACAAGUAAUUUUUAUCGAGAAUAAUCAGCUACGAGGACGACUACCAAUUCCAUCACAAUCCACAGUUAUUUAUUCUGUCCCACAGAAUAGUCUGACAGGAGAACUACCACCAUCCAUAUGUGAAUUGAAAUCUCUUCAACAAUUAGAUUUGUCUUUUAACAACAUGAGCGGAACACUUCCUUCAUGUUUGGGCAUCUUAAGCAAUUCGUUGAUGUCUUUGAAUCUGAAACGAAAUAACUUCCACGGAAAAAUGAUGAGUGCUUGUAAGCCUGGAAGCCAGUUGAAAGAACUUGAUUUGAGCGAAAAUAGAUUCACCGGUCAACUGCCAAGAUCACUGAUGAAUUGUACCAGGCUGCAAGUUCUCUCUCUUGAAGAUAACUCUUUUCAUGAUGUCUUUCCUUCUUGGUUGGGAACUCUUCCCAGGCUGCAAGUUCUGGUUUUGCGGUCCAACAAACUACAUGGUCCAAUUGACGGUUCCACUGCUGUUUCCUCACGGUUCCCUAUGCUGCGGAUCAUAGACCUCUCUAACAACCGUUUCAGUGGUCAGUUGGACCAAAAUUACUUUCAAACAUGGCAUGCCAUGAGCUCUGGAAAUCUUGGCGUAUCAUCUGUUAUGGAAACUAAUAUAUCCUCCAAACAUGUGCUUACAAAUUUCAUGUACUCGGUGACAUUAAUACACAAAGGUGUCAGAACAGAGUACUAUCGUAUUUUAACCAUAGAUAUGUCCAUUGAUCUCUCUUGUAACCAUUUUGAAGGAGAAAUCCUACAAUCACUCCAACAUCUUCGAGGCCUUCAAUCACUCAAUCUUUCCAACAAUCAUUUUACUGGACGUGUCCUGCCAUCUUUGGGGGACUUAAAGAAUCUUGAAGCUUUGGAUCUCUCUGGAAACGACCUAUCUGGGGAAAUUCCUCAACAGUUGGUGCAACUAGGUUUCCGUUCCAUCUUCAACGUGUCAUUCAACCGUCUUGAGGGGCGCAUACCACAAGGAAAACAGUUUGAUACAUUUGAUAACAACUCCUACAUCGGGAAUCCCCGAUUGUGUGGACGACCUUUAUCCAAGGAAUGUCAAGAUCAUCCAAAGGUGUCAAGACUUCCACCAACAAGUAGUGUGUCUGAAUCUCUCUUCCCAACCGAAACAAUUGAUUGGAUCAUCGUAUUCUGCGGAGUUGGAAGUGGGUUGGUUGUUGGGAUUGCUAUCGGGAACAAUCUGCAUAAAAGGUAUAGUCAUCAGAUCACAAAGAGGAAGGACAGAUGGGUAAGGCCUCUUCGUAACACUAGGAGAAACCAAGGUACAAUAAUUCGUUAA